GGCGGUGAUUGCAGUCUGAGCUAGUAGGGGGUGGAGCGGUUAGUAAACAGCAAAUGCAGAAGCUGCUGCGCGGGAGUCAGCCAUGGACUGGAAAGAAAUUCUUCGCCGGCGGUUAGCGACGCCCAACACAGAAAAAAAAAGUGAACAAGAAUUAAAAGAUGAAGAAAUGGAUUUGUUUACCAAAUACUACUCAGAAUGGAAAGGGGAUAGAAAAAACACAAAGGAAUUCUAUAAGACCAUACCCCGCUUUUAUUACAGGCUGCCAGCUGAAGAUGAAGUCUUACUACAAAAAUUAAGAGAGGAAUCCAGAGCUGUCUUUCUCCAGAGGAAAAGCAGAGAACUGUUAGAUAAUGAAGAAUUACAGAACUUAUGGUUUUUGCUGGAUAAGCACCAGACACCACCUAUGAUUGGAGAGGAAGCAAUGAUUAAUUAUGAAAAUUUUUUGAAGGUUGGUGAAAAAGCUGGACCAAAGUGCAAGCAGUUUUUCACAGCGAAAGUCUUUGCUAAACUCCUUCAUACAGACUCUUAUGGAAGAAUUUCUAUCAUGCAGUUCUUCAAUUAUGUCAUGAGAAAAGUUUGGCUUCAUCAGACAAGAAUAGGACUCAGUUUAUAUGAUGUUGCUGGACAAGGGUACCUUCGGGAAUCUGAUUUAGAAAACUACAUAUUGGAACUUAUCCCUACUUUGCCACAAUUAGAUGGGCUGGAAAAGUCUUUUUACUCCUUCUAUGUUUGUACAGCAGUUAGGAAGUUCUUCUUCUUUUUAGACCCUCUAAGAACAGGGAAGAUUAAAAUUCAAGAUAUUUUAGCAUGCAGCUUCCUAGAUGAUUUAUUGGAGUUAAGGGAUGAGGAACUGUCCAAGGAGAGUCAAGAAACUAAUUGGUUUUCUGCACCUUCUGCCCUAAGGGUAUAUGGCCAGUAUUUGAAUCUUGAUAAGGAUCACAAUGGUAUGCUCAGUAAAGAAGAACUGUCCCGCUAUGGAACAGCAACUAUGACCAAUGUCUUCUUAGAUCGCGUUUUCCAGGAGUGUCUCACAUAUGAUGGAGAAAUGGACUAUAAGACCUACCUGGACUUUGUUCUUGCGUUAGAAAAUCGAAAAGAACCUGCUGCUCUGCAGUAUAUUUUCAAAUUACUUGAUAUUGAGAACAAAGGAUAUCUGAAUGUCUUUUCACUUAAUUACUUCUUUAGGGCCAUACAGGAACUAAUGAAAAUCCAUGGACAAGAUCCUGUUUCAUUUCAAGAUGUCAAGGAUGAAAUCUUUGACAUGGUUAAACCAAAGGAUCCUUUGAAAAUCUCUCUCCAGGAUUUAAUCAACAGUAAUCAAGGAGACACAGUCACCACCAUUCUCAUCGAUCUGAAUGGCUUCUGGACUUAUGAGAACAGAGAAGCUCUUGUUGCAAAUGACAAUGAAAACUCUGCAGACCUUGACGACACAUGAUCUCUCAAAGACUAGACUGUGUUCAUUAAGAUAAGCUUGAAUGCUGCACGCAAAACCUUUCAAGCACAAUCCUUGGAAACAGCCUAAAUAAAACACUUUAUAUGCCUAUAGAA
Zalophus californianus (California sea lion) is the source of this 1548-nucleotide messenger RNA. RefSeq names its product protein phosphatase 2 regulatory subunit B''gamma (gene PPP2R3C). Lineage: Eukaryota; Metazoa; Chordata; Mammalia; Carnivora; Otariidae. Gene Ontology annotation, biological process: T cell homeostasis; regulation of dephosphorylation; microtubule cytoskeleton organization. The transcript is spliced from 13 exons. Gene Ontology annotation, cellular component: centrosome; spindle. Bases 83 to 1435 code for a protein of 450 amino acids. The record is from RefSeq and is a predicted model, not a curated record.